ACCACCACAACAUAUAGUGGAAUCACCAUAACACGAUUACAUUCCCCACAGCUCCCUCGAUCAUCGAAAACAAAAAUGACGCGUCUUUGCCAGCCUGGCUCCUCCACAUUCUAUCUCUCUCUCUCAAAUAAUAAUAAUAAUAACAAUCCCAGAAUUAUUUAAUAUUCGGCUUCUUUUGUCUUCCACUCUGUAGUGCCCGUAACAAACACACACUCCCCAUGCCUCCAAAAUUCCGGCCACUCUUCUUCACCAUUCUUCUUCUGGCCACCGCCGCCACCAUUUCCGCACACAGUUUAUCAAAUGCUCUGUCGUUUGAGCACCUCUCUUUGUUUCGAGAAGCGCCGGCGUUUCGAAACGGCCGGGAAUGUCCCCAGGUCACUUGGUCAUCCAUCGUCAACGGUCAGUCCCACGAGGACCCUUCUUCGAUUAUCCACAUUGCCAUGACUCUCGAUUCCACCUACCUCCGUGGCUCCGUGGCCGGCGUCUUAUCCGUGUUGCAGCAUGCUGCUUGCCCUGAGAACUUCGUCUUUCAUUUCAUCGCCACGCACCGCCGCGCUGAGCUCCGCCGCACGAUAACUAUGACUUUUCCCUACCUCAAUUUCCACCUCUAUCACUUCGACGCCGAUUUAGUCAAAGGAAAGAUCUCUUCCUCCAUACGCCGGGCUCUGGAUCAGCCGUUGAAUUACGCGAGAUUUUACCUUGCCGAUCUAUUACCCACCAGUGUACGCAGGAUUAUAUACUUCGAUUCUGAUCUAAUCGUGGUUGAUGACGUGGCUAAAUUAUGGAACAUCAAUUUGGGCGCUCACGUUCUGGGUGCACCCGAGUACUGUCACGCUAACUUCACGAACUACUUCAAUUCCCGAUUUUGGUCUAACCCGGCGUCUGCAGCGUCGUUUAGAGGGAGGAAGCCUUGCUAUUUUAACACAGGGGUGAUGGUGAUAGACCUGUUGAAAUGGAGAGAUGGGAAGUAUACACAGAAACUGGAAUACUGGAUGAGGAUACAAAAGAAGUAUAGAAUCUAUGAUUUGGGUUCUUUGCCGCCGUUCUUGCUUGUCUUCGCUGGGAAUGUGGAAGGGGUCGAGCAUAGAUGGAACCAACAUGGGCUUGGUGGCGAUAAUCUUCAUGGGUUGUGUAGAGCUCUACAUCCUGGUCCUGCUAGCUUGCUCCAUUGGAGCGGGAAGGGUAAGCCUUGGCUUAGAAUCGACUCCAAAAGACCAUGUCCCUUGGAUUUACUGUGGGCUCCUUACGAUCUUUAUCGUCAUUCUUUACUGUUCUCUGACAGUUGAAGCAGAAUAAGCUAGUUCAGGUAGGUAUUUUUCUUGAUUCACUGAGAGGAGGUGAGGAAUAGCGAGGAGAAAAGUGGAAAUGUAAAAUGUUGAUAUCUGGUCUUGAUAAAGAGACAACGGUUGUAGACUGGUGGCGGAGUAUGGACCAAGGGAGCUAGUCACGGCGGUUGGAGUGGGGGAAGUGCGUGGAUAGGGUUGUGAUUCGGUGCAAAGGGUGGGUAGAGAAGACGAUAAGGAAGAAGGUUAAAAGGGGAAUCUGGUAGGUGUGUAAGGUGAGUAAUGCUGGAUUGGCUGCAUGGUAAAAUUCCUUUUUUUUUUUUUUUUUUUUUUGUCUGAUGAAACAAAAGGAUGGCAGUAGUUGGGGUUAGAGGUGCCUUUUUCUUUAAUCACGGAAAUCGCUUUCAAAAAAAAAAAAAGUUGGUUUUCUUUUGCUUUUAUAAAUAGUAGAAAAUUACCUUUGUUAUUGUUUUGGUGAAUGAUUUCUCAUCAUGAUGGCCGCUUGUGUUUUUCGAUUCUAUUGAAUUGUGGGGUCUUUUGAUUGGUGGUAUUUUGGGUGUAUUACAUGGCUUUAGAAUCCGACACUUUUUAAUUUGGAUUUUUUCCCCUUUUAUGUGAUGUAUAGAAUCUUUAUAUAUACACACCUAAUUAUCCAUGUUUGUUGAGUGUCUGGCCAAUUCCCCGACCUUUUCUUACUUAGAACUGAAUCAAUUCAGUUCUCUAAUUCAUGCUAAAAGUUCAAUAGUCUCAGUUUUAUUUCCUAUCCCUUUUCCGUUUUCUCCCUUCUGGGAUUAUUGACCCAAAAUCCUAAAAUUGUAUAUAUGUACUUAAUUAUGAUAAUUUCUUUUGAAAUCUAUUAA
This is a messenger RNA of Hevea brasiliensis (rubber tree), 2143 nucleotides long. RefSeq names its product probable galacturonosyltransferase-like 3. The record is from RefSeq and is a predicted model, not a curated record. The transcript has a single exon. Gene Ontology annotation, cellular component: Golgi apparatus. Gene Ontology annotation, molecular function: glycosyltransferase activity. NCBI's taxonomy places the organism in Eukaryota, Viridiplantae, Streptophyta, Magnoliopsida, Malpighiales, Euphorbiaceae. Bases 219 to 1286 code for a protein of 355 amino acids.